Sphaeroforma arctica JP610 is the source of this 4831-nucleotide messenger RNA. RefSeq lists its product as hypothetical. Lineage: Eukaryota; Ichthyosporea; Ichthyophonida. Gene Ontology annotation, molecular function: protein kinase binding; cyclin-dependent protein serine/threonine kinase regulator activity. The record is from RefSeq and is a predicted model, not a curated record. The coding region runs from base 419 to 4783 and encodes 1454 amino acids. Gene Ontology annotation, cellular component: nucleus; cyclin-dependent protein kinase holoenzyme complex. The transcript is spliced from 2 exons. Gene Ontology annotation, biological process: regulation of cyclin-dependent protein serine/threonine kinase activity.
GUAAAAUAUUUAAUUGCUCUGUAAAGUCUGUGCUGUCGGUAAAGGUGUUUGUUCUGAUUUCUGAAGGCUCUUGGUGUUAACUGUUAUCGCAUGAUUUCGUCCGUCAUAGACGAACAAUUCGUGCUAUCGGAGAUAUUAACAUCUCAUGUGAAUAUAACGUUGUCUCACAUACAGAAAGCAGGCGUAAAAUCAUAUGGAUGUAUUUGAAUAGAACGCGCCACGGUCAAUAUAGUAACUGCAUGCAGUGACGUGCUUAUAGUGUGAAUGGGAAUCGUUAGGAGUAGAGCAUACGACGAGUAGUACUACAUUGUGUAUACAAUAAGUGUGCGAGUCAAUGAUCAUGAAACGUACAACAUAGGUGGAACAUCUACACCCACCACAUAUACCACCGCUGAUGUAAGACGAGUGGUAGGGAACAAUGCCUGCUUACAAGUCGUCGCAGACUAAUUCUUCGUUAGAGAAUCCUAAAGCGCAUAGAUUAAAAGAGUCUCACGGGCGUAUGGCUGGUAGUAUAAAGAACUGGUUUCGCAUACGGACUAAUACAAAUGCGGGCCAGGAUAAUAACGGUAGCAAUAAGCUUGUGCCCAUUACGGAUAAUGCAGACGCCAGCAGGAGCAGGUUCAUAGGUAAACUUGACCAGUCAGGUAGUGAUGAUAGGGCCAAGAGGUUUGAUCAGAAUGUUGCGGUUGGCGCUAAGUACGGGAUGCAAACCCUGGACGCGAGUGUGCGCGAGGUUAAGCAUCUGCAGUCGUUGGCGGGGCCUAAGCGUAGCAAUGCAGCCGCCUAUGCACACGCCAAUGAGUUCGAUAAACACGCUGAGCUGAAUGUGACUGAUGUGAGGAAUGGAUCGUACAGUAUGGAUCGGACUAGUACUAAUACUACCAGGUGCACGCUUGCACGGAAUGAUUAUUCCGUAGACAACAUGAUCUUAAACAGUAGCGGUCAAACCUCGCUGCAGAGUUACGCCUCGCGCAACUUCAGUGGAGACCAGAAUAGGGCCUCUUAUCAGAGCAAUGGGGAUGGUAAUUGCACCCACAACCUGAGCGAACAAACACCUCUAUCACAGCCACAGCAACCACAGCCACAUCCACAAUCACAGCAUAGUACUAUGAACCAUUCCGGGACGUCUAUGCGUGUGCGGAGUGGCGAGCUAUCAUUGGGAAACAUGUGUGCAAGUAGACGGAAUAGUACCGUUAGCAACGGCAGUACCUCGGCAGGCAGUGCUGUCAACACCAUACAUAAGUUAGACCUAUAUCGCCGGCAACUGGAGCGCGAUAUAGAGAAGGUGACGGAAGAUAAGUUCUUUCAAACGGGCGAGGGGGAUGCAGGGGCCAGUUAUACCACUCACAGAAACACAGACACAAAUACGAACGGCAACGACUCGAUCAUGAAUAGUGAGAUGGAUGGUUUUGCUACUGGGAAUGACCAAUCCUCCGGUGCUUUGUCGGCGAACGCACCCUUUUCAAUACAAACCAGGGGCGACGUCUCUUCACGCGUUGCCGAUAACGUACAGGCCGGACCCGUGAAAGUCCCUCUCAAGAGUAGUAAGGAUAGUUGGGGAGGUGCUAGUGAUCCUUCCAACCUCAAACAAUCAAUAAGCCGCGCGCGGGCCUACACAGAUCCAGAGGUGUGUGUAAAGUUAUCGGGAAACCCUCAGGAGUUCUCAUGUGUCUAUCACAAGGGUGUUGGUGGCAGCUUCACCUACAAGUACAAAGAGCUCAUUCUGACGGAAAGCAUCGCCACAUCGACGUUUGUGGUGUCCAAGAUCUACCGAGAUCGGAUUGGGCAGAAGUACGCGGGGGGCGGAUGGCAUCCGAAUGUCUUCCGUGAAGAGUCUCACCACAACACAGACCGCAAAGGGUCGCCCAUGGAGUUCAUAGCCGGGAGUAAGAACUACAUACGCGCCUGUAACACGAAGGAGUGGUGCUACAGCUGUGUGUCGCUGGCCUGUCUGAUCCUGGCCAACAAAUUCAUCCAGGACCAGGCCUAUUCAAACAGCAGCUGGAGUGAGUGGAGUGAGGUGCCUCUGGUGUAUUUGAAUAAGAUUGAGGAGGAAGUGUUGAUCGCCAUCGGCUUUGACCUGCACAUCUACAAGGAAGAGUUUGAUGCCGAGGCUGUCUUGUAUUUGACGAGUAUAGGCAAUCCCAACAGCACGCUGGUAUUCAAUGUAGAAGACGCGGAUAUCAAUACUGAUUCCAGCAAUAGCCCGGAGCGUGCGAGUGCCGGUGCCCUGACUGUAGGUACCGUACCUAUAGAAAUGGACAGUGAACCCACGAGGCGCCCACGGGGCAAGAGCGCCGGACACGCGGGGUGUAUUUCUAUGGCAACGGAUGCUAGUUUACAUUUAAAUGGCACCGUGUCAACGAGCGCCAGUCCGGAUCUUUUCACGGCCGGUUAUGACGAGAAACUCCUGUCGUACGUACCCGCAAAUGAGCACUACAUGACACAUUGCUUCCAACGGUCGCAAUCCCAGAGAAGUGGGACGGGAUAUGAUCAGGGGAGUAGUCAGACCCAAAAUGGGGAUGGGCUGUCUCCCCUGGAGGGUGAGGUAGACUCGCACUUAAACACCCGUUCACACAGCGUGCAUUCUUUGCCGCAACCGUACAAUUCAUAUCAGCUGCCAUACACACAGCAGCAAGGGCACCCGCCAACACAAUACACACAGGUGCAACGGCCAUGCGACGUCUUCGAUCAAGCCAAUAGCAGGGGGGGUGCCAUGUACUUUGAGCCUAGUUCUCAGGGACCCCCUCAGAAACCUGUGCACUAUAUAGAUCGACGCAGCCACACCACCCCCACGCAGGGCCAGUUCAGUCGCAUGGCGAAUCAGGGCACCAAAUCAUCGCCGUACAAGAACUUCACUCGAGCAAACACACACAGUGCACUACCAAACGCACACACGAUCAAUGGCAGACACGCGCCCGCCUAUGGUAACAGGAUAAUCAAGACGCUCUCGCGAGGGAAUAGCUUGUCUGCGUCCAGUCUGUCCCAAAUCAAUGACCCAUGGAACAAUACCAUGAAGAAGUCACCCGAUGGCAUGCACCACUCGGCUCAACACAGGGGCGAGUACAGGCACAGUGUAGGGUACCCUGGGAACGACGCGUGCCACAGGACCAUCAGUACUAACAGCAACAGUCUAUGCAGUCUCAGCACGAGUUUGGGGGAUGCCAGCCAGACGAGUCUGAAGGCCACUAACAAUAGCGGUACCAACACCGGUAUCCAGGACGGUACAAGCUUGUCCACUAGUAUGGAUUGUGACAGAAGCUCUGGCACUCACACGCAGGCGUAUUCUCUGGGGAGACCACCCGUAGCACCUUCUGCUGCAAAGGCGACACUAUACCAACGGUGUCACUCCACCGACGAUGCGGGUCGGGGUGCGGAGAAGCAUAGCCUAGAAAGCAGCAGCAUGGUAGGCGUACAGGUAGACGGUCACGGUGCAGCGGCUGGGAGGGCUAGCACUGUGAGUUUAGGUAGUCGCAAGGACUAUACCGGUCCAAACACAGGCGAUGUUGGGCCAGGGCUGAGUGACGAGUCCAUGGUGGGGCAAGGGGUGUCCUAUGGGGUGUACCACCGCAACAGUGUGUCAGAUACCUCGUUGGGCUCUGGCAGUAUGAAACCUAGUCAGGAGUUGGCUGGAGAGGUGUCUGCCAGUUCCACGCAGACACGCGGGUAUGAGCCUCAACAGCAACAGCAACAUCCGAACUACAGCCAACAGAACCAACAAGAACAGCACUACAUACAGCAACAGCAACAGUAUAUACAACAACAACAACAACGACCCAAACAACAUAGUAGUGUGGGUGUGCCGACACGCGUGACUGCCCCGCUACGCACAAAAACGUCUACAUCAUGCACAAGCAGUCGCACAUCACUGCCCAAACUAUUGGCUCGAAAUAAGAUCAAGCAACGGAAGCCUCUGAAGGACCCCAAAGGGAACGACGAACAAGCACGGCGGAAAUUACAGAUACAGCAACUGUCGCAGCAGCAGACACAGCUGCAAACACAUCAACUGCAACAACUGUGCGAUUCGCUAGCCGAAGGGGAGACUACGGAGUUGGAGAUUCGCAUGUUUGAGCAGUUGCAGAUACAGUCGCAGCCCAACAGCCUGCGUGUGAGUCGAAGCAGUUCGUUAUCGAACAAUCGUAGCAAAGCCUCUAUUCCGUCGGCCAGCUCGUCGGCGAGUACUUCCUCCGGGGCGUUCGACAUGAGUUUAUACAGCAGUAGCGUAGAAAUGGAUAUCCAAGACGCUGUGGGAUAUGGAAAUUGUCCAGAAAUCAACGUAGUGAACGGUGAUGGCGCUGUGCAUGAUUGCGGAGGCCAGAAAGCGCUUGGAGGUCUUUUAAAGUGCGUGUCCGAUGUUCUGGGUAGAGCUUUGAAUGAUUACGCUCCAUCGCAACACGAUGCAGUGUUCACACACGUGCCUGACAAUGGAGCAAUCGGAACUACUAGUAUGAGCCCUCCCUCAGCGGUAUCUCGGCACAACAACGGUCAGUAUACGUCCGCAGAAACGAACACAACGGCCCAAAUUCUGGGCGAGAGUGGUGCAGCUUAUGGUGCAGGUGCCGAGCCCAACAAACGACCAAAGCGUCGGUUCAAUAUGCAUCUCAAUAAAACGAGACGCCUGGCUGCCCAUUUGGAGGAGCCCCAUAUGCAGUCCCAAUCGGGCUGUGCGCGCAGUAACGGGAACAAUGGACAGCCAUACUCGUGGGAGGGUGAGCAUAACGCAUGGCAGAGCCUGAUGAAGGAGCAACAGUCGGGUUUGCAUAGACCUUAUCUGAAUUCAUAACGCGGCGAGAAUAUAUAGGCGAAUAACAGAUAAAAUUUUAUUUUAGUG